AUGGAUGAUUUAGCUCUCCUUGACCUGUUGGAGUGUCCCGUGUGCUUUGAAAAGCUCGAUGCCACAGCGAAGGUACUACCUUGCCAGCACACUUUCUGCAAGCCCUGUCUGCAGAGGAUCCUGAAAUCCCAGAAGGAGCUCAGGUGCCCCGAGUGCAGGACCCUUGUCCUCUGCAGCAUCGAGCAGCUGCCCUCCAACCUGCUCCUCAUUCGCCUCCUGGAUGGAGUCAGGUGUGGACCAAACGUUACCAGGUUUGGCUCGAUCCAGAGGUCGGGGGUCCUGUCCUCCCCUGCCUCCAUCAGGAGAGUCCCCAGGGGGCUGCAACUUCAUCAGCACCGGCUGGCGACAAAUCCCAGGAUCCACAUGGAAGGGGUCCCACGAGCCAAGGCCCUGUACACCUACCGAGGGCACAACCCUGGGGAGCUGAGGUUCAAUAAGGGGGACAUCAUCAUGCUGCUCCGACAGCUGGAUGAGAACUGGUAUUUGGGGGAGGUCAACGGGAUCAGUGGCGUUUUCCCAGCCAGCUCCGUGCAAGUCAUCAAGCACCUGCCCCUGCCACCACCCCUCGGCAGAGCACUCUACAGCUUUGACCUGAGGAGCAGGGAUAAGACCGAAAACAAGGACUACCUGACGUUUCAUAAGCGGUCAGUUGUUACUGUACGAAAUGACAAAGAUUGGAGCAAGGGCAAGUUAGGCGACAAAGCAGGGACCUUCCCCACCCCAAACACCACUGCAAGGCAACUCCUGCAGACCAGCAAAAGCCACUGGUCCCCUCAGUUUAAGUGUGCGUCCCUACGAACGGCAUCUCCCAAAGCAAAGGGCGCGGAUUCACCGGCUUUCCCCAAGGUGUCCGACUCCAGGCGGAAGAGCCUGCGGCAGUUCUCCAUCACCACUGCCCUGAACACCCUCAACCGGAUGGUCCAUGCACCGGCCGAGCGUCAGGCGCUGGAGAUCAGCUCCCCUGUCCUCAUCAGCUCCAGCAACCCCACUGUGGCCACCCAGAGCAGCGAGAAAGCGGAGUUUCCCUACGGCACCCCUCUCCAGGUCAGUGCAUCUUACUAUCCUGCGCCAGGAUCAUUGGGGCCCUCAGCAGCCAUAGUCACUCUUCCCCAUCUGCAGCACCACCUAUCAGCUCAUAUGAAAUCUAACCUCUCUGACUCAAAGAUGCCUUCCCUGUAUGCCUCAUGGACGCUAUCGACCUCCUCACUCUCCUCUCAAGGGAGCAUCUCAGAAAAUGGCCCGAGACAAAGCAGACCCUUGAAACCGGCGCUGCUGCCCGUGCCCGUCACCUCGCCCGGGAGGAGCACAGCCGCCACAGCCUCGGGACAGGCAUCGCUGCGGCGCGGACGCGGCAGCACGAGGAAGAACGGAUCCCUGCAGAGGCCGGGGCAGGCAGGGACACCCGUGCAGGUUGCCGGCUCCCUCAGGCGUCCUCCCACGGCUGCGGUGCGACCUCAGCAGUUUCAGCUUUAUCAGCACAUCAGCCCCCAGCCGCACAGCAUCCCUCCUGGCACUGGCAUGGCCGAGACAGGAACGAGGCCAAACUUCUCCCACGAUGCUUCACCAGCGCUUGUGGUCAGAGGAGGGGAAAGCAGAACUCCCUCUGUGUGCAGCUCGGUGAUCCUGGAUGCCAAAGACCCUCCAGCAAAGAGCGAGGCAGCUCCAAAGCCGCCUGCGUCAGCCCCGCCAUCCAUCCUGGUGAAACCAGACACCUCCCGCAACAGCGCCGAAAAGCAAGUGAAGACGGUGAGGUUCCAGAACCACAGCCCCCCACCGCCCAAGCGGCACAGCCUGCAGCCCUCCCCGAGCCUGCCGCGCAGCAGGACAGAGCCAGCAGCCGUGGCGGAGGCUCUCCUGCCAGAAGCCAGCCUGCUGGGCCCCGAGCUGGUGGUGCUCUACUCGCCCAGGACCAGCUCUAGCCCCCUGCACCAGCGACGGGCACUGCACCCAAAGGCGCUGUCGCUUGACCUCUCCGGGCAGCUGACCUUACCUGUCAAGAAGAACUACAGCAGCAUUUCUGCAAACUGA
Messenger RNA from Nipponia nippon (crested ibis), 2028 nucleotides. The record is from RefSeq and is a predicted model, not a curated record. Lineage: Eukaryota; Metazoa; Chordata; Aves; Pelecaniformes; Threskiornithidae.